Bombus impatiens (common eastern bumble bee) is the source of this 782-nucleotide messenger RNA. RefSeq names its product prefoldin subunit 5 (gene Pfdn5). Gene Ontology annotation, biological process: regulation of DNA-templated transcription; protein folding. Lineage: Eukaryota; Metazoa; Arthropoda; Insecta; Hymenoptera; Apidae. The record is from RefSeq and is a predicted model, not a curated record. The coding region runs from base 134 to 607 and encodes 157 amino acids. The transcript is spliced from 2 exons. Gene Ontology annotation, cellular component: cytoplasm; prefoldin complex.
GCAACUACAUGCAUGUAAUAUAUGAGUUGGGCUGUGCUAUUUGGCUCCGGUGUUUGACCGUUUUUGGUUAUAGGGCUGGAGCGCGUGUGUCAAUCGUUUGUUUGCACAUAGUUUUUAUAAUAAAUAGUUUAAAAUGUCAGAAAUCUCGAUGACAGAAGCGCCGCAUCUGCAAAAAAUAGAUUUAACUACUUUAAAUCUUCAACAACUCACAGUAUUGAAGCAACAAUUGGAUCAAGAACUCGGUGUUUUCCAAGAUUCGUUGCAAACGUUAAAAAUUGCUCAAAGUAAAUUUCAAGAAUCAGGAUCAUGCCUCGAGAAGAUUUCUCCGUCCAUGGAGGGUAAUGAAAUUCUUGUACCACUAACUGGAUCCAUGUAUGUGGUUGGAAAACUGGUAGAUACUAAUAAUGUUCUAAUUGAUAUUGGAACUGGUUAUUAUGCUCAGAAGAAGGUACCAGAUGCAAAAGACUACUUCGAUAGGAGAGUAGCUUAUGUUACCGAGCAAAUGGAAAAAAUUCAGCAACUGGGUCUUGAGAAAAGUAAAAUUAGAGACGCGACAGUGGAUGUAAUAGAAAUGAAACUUCAAAAUCAAAUGCCGAAGGAAGAUUGAGAACGCUUAUAAAACAUCAACUUUUUUAAAUUAUGCGUUUUUACCUAAUCUGUUCUGUACUUUUAUUGGUAAUGUGAUUAAAUUACAUUGUUCUGUACUUUUGUUAAGCUAUGAUAAUAAUUACUUGACAUUUCAAAGGAACAUUAAAUUUUAUAGUGAUAAGAUAUUUUAGCUA